Molecule: messenger RNA, 1879 nt
Organism: Oryza brachyantha (malo sina)
Lineage: Eukaryota; Viridiplantae; Streptophyta; Magnoliopsida; Poales; Poaceae
Product: 3-ketoacyl-CoA synthase 20-like
Exons: 2
Coding region: 82-1617 (511 amino acids)
Biological process (GO): fatty acid biosynthetic process
Cellular component (GO): membrane
Molecular function (GO): acyltransferase activity, transferring groups other than amino-acyl groups
Source: RefSeq, a predicted model, not a curated record
ACUCCCCCUCCCCGUCCAUCGAUCUCCGUCUCCGACCAACUAGCUAGCUAGCUUGCUUUAGAACUUUUGCUAGCUAUAGCCAUGAGCGGCGCCGCCCAAGAAACCACCACGACCGCCGCUGCCGGUUCCGUAGGGCCGCACCGGCGGGCGAGGAUGAAGCUGCUGUACCACCACGCGGUGUCCAACGCGCUGUACCUCGUGCUGGCGCCCGUGGCGGCGGCGGUGGCGCUGCGGGCGUCGCGGGUGACGGCGGCCGACCUCGCCGCGGCGCGGGAGCACCUGGCGGCGAACCUCCCCCUCGCCGUCGCGCUCCUGGGCGUGGCUGCGGUCCUCGCCACCGUGUACCUGAUCCGGCGGCCGCGGCCGGUGUACCUGCUCGACUUCGCGUGCUACAAGCCCGGGGGGGAGCACGUGGUGACGCGGGAGACGUUCAUGGCACAGUCGAUGAAGGCCGGCGCGUUCACCGACGACAACCUGGCGUUCCAGCGGAAGAUCCUGGAGCGGUCAGGGCUGGGGCAGGGGACGUACUUCCCGGCGGCGGUGCUCAACUCGCCGCCGAACCCGUGCAUGGCGGAGGCGCGGCGCGAGGCCGAGCAGGUCAUGUUCGGCGCCAUCGACGGCGUGCUCGCCAAGACCGGCGUCCGCGCCAGGGACAUCGGCGUCGUCGUCGUCAACUGCAGCCUCUUCAACCCGACGCCGUCGCUGUCCGCCAUGAUCGUCAACCACUACAAGCUCCGCGGCAACGUCGCCACCUACAACCUCGGGGGCAUGGGCUGCAGCGCCGGCCUCAUCUCCAUCGACCUCGCCAAGCAGCUGCUCCAGGUGCAUCGGAAUUCGUACGCGUUGGUGGUGAGCAUGGAGAACAUCACGCUGAACUGGUACUGGGGGAACAACCGGUCGAUGCUGGUGUCGAACUGCCUGUUCCGGAUGGGCGGUGCGGCGAUCCUGCUCAGCAACCGCGGCGGCGACCGGCGGCGGGCCAAGUACCAGCUGCUGCACACGGUGCGGACCCACCACGGCGCCGACGACAGGGCGUACCGAUGCGUGUUCCAGGAGGAGGACGACUCCGGCACGGUCGGGGUGGCCCUGUCCAAGGAUCUCAUGGCCGUCGCCGGCGAGGCGCUGCGGACGAACAUCACCACGCUGGGGCCCCUCGUCCUCCCCAUGUCGGAGCAGAUCCUCUUCCUGGCGUCGCUGGUGGCGCGCAAGGUGUUCGGCCUCGCCGGCGUCAAGCCCUACAUCCCGGACUUCAAGAUGGCGUUCGAGCACUUCUGCAUCCACGCCGGCGGCCGCGCCGUGCUGGACACCAUCGAGAAGAACCUCGCCCUCACCGGCUGGCACAUGGAGCCGUCGCGGAUGACGCUGUACCGGUGGGGGAACACCUCGAGCAGCUCCCUCUGGUACGAGCUCGCCUACGCCGAGGCCAAGGGCCGCGUCCGCCGCGGCCACCGCGCCUGGCAGAUCGCCUUCGGCUCCGGCUUCAAGUGCAACAGCGCCGUCUGGAAGGCGCUCCGCACCAUCGCGCCCGCCGCCGACGACCGCAACCCGUGGGCGGACGAGAUCCACAACUUCCCCGUCGAGGUGCCCAAGGUGGAGACCGUCGCCGCCUCGUCGUGAGCUCGCCGCCGCCGCCGCCGCCGGCGACGACGAAGACGAGGAGGACACGUAUUCUUGGUGGUUCUUUGGCUCCGCUGUUUGACAUGUUUAUUAGUUUCUCUCUUGUUUAUUUUUCCCUUUUUCUUUUUCUAUUUUCUCUUGGGAAUUUGAAGUACAUACCAUCAAAUUCAAAUUUAUUAAUGUACGCUUUUAACGUCAGGGAAUUUGUAAACAUUAUAUUCAAAUUUGAUGAUGGUUUAAACUAAGGUUACUUGGUUUGGAA